AUGGUUUUUAAAUUCAACCCAAAUAAAACCUUGAAAGACUUGGAAAAUAGAAUUAAUGAAUUAGAAGAAAGUAAAAAGAUUUACAAAGAAGAAAAUCAAUUGUUAUUCACCUUUUUGUUUGACGAAUUAGGUAGUAGUGAUUUAGAUAAUUUAAGAGAAUUAUUAGCAGGAAAGAAACUUACUGAGAUAAUAGUUGAAUCAGAAAAUCAGAGGCGAAAAAUUCAAAAUUUAACAUCAAAAACAGAGGAAUUUUCAAACUUAUGUAUCCAAUUCAAAUAUUUGGAAGAAAAGUUUGACGAACAUGAAAAAAAAGAUAAAGCCAAACAAGAAACGAUCAAUGAUUUAGAAGCAUUGGUCAGAGAGCAAGGAAUAGCUGUUGAAGUCAAGCAAGUAACUAUCAACGACUUAGAAGAGAAGAUUAAAGAACAAGAAGAACGAGCCAAAGAAAAUAUCAAAAAUUUUGAAGAAACAACUAUUAAAGAGCGAAAAGAAUCUAAAGCUCAGCAAGAAACUAUUAAUGUUUUGGAAGAAAAGGUUAAGGAGCGAGAGAAAGAAGUCAAAGUCAAGAAAGAAAUAAUUAGUUAUUUGAAACAAAAGAUCGAAGAACGUAAUGAAAAUAUUAACUCCAAGCAAAAAAGUAUUAACAACUUGAAAGAAAAUAUUAGAGAACGAGAUGAAUUGACCGAAAGCAGGCAAGAAACUAUUAAUAAUUUAGAAGAAAAGAUUAGGGAGCAAGAAGAAGUAACUGAAAUUAAAGCCAAAACUAUUUAUGCUUUAGAAGAAAAAAUUAAAGAGCGAGAAGAAGAAACCAAAAUUAAAGAACAAGAAGAUGAAGUCAAAGCCAAGCAAUUAACUAUUAAUAAUUUAGAGGAAGAGAAUAAAGAACGAGAAGUAGAAGCCAAUACCAAGCAAGAAAUUAUUAAAGAUUUAAAGGAAAAGAUCGGAGAACGAGAUGAAGAAAUCUUCGAAAAGCAAAAAAUUAUUAAUAUCUUAGAAGAAACGAUUAAAGAACAAGGAGAAGUAGCUGAAGCUAAGCAAGGAGCUAUUUGUAAUUUAGAAGAGAUGAUUAGAAAGCAAGAAGAAGUAAUCGAAUCCAAAGAAAAUACUUUUUAUGAUUUAGAAGAAAAGAUUAAAGAGCGAGAAGAAGAAGCCAUAGCUAAGCAAUUAACAAUCAAUUGUUUGGAAGAAAAGAUUAACGAGCGCGAAGUAGAAACCAAAGUCAAGCAAGAUAUUAUUAGCAAUUUAAAAGAAAAGAUCGGAGAACAAGAUGAAGAGAUUAGCGCAAAGCUUAAUACUAUUAACAACUUAAAAGAAAUAAUUAAAGAACAAGAAACAGUAAGUGAAGCCAAGCAAGAAUCAAUUAAUUAUUUAGAAGAAAAGGUUAAAGAGCAUGAAGAAACAUCUACAGUCAGUCAAGAAACAUUUAACUAUUUCAAAGAGCAAGAAAAAGAAAUUAGAGCCAAACAAGAAAUGAUUAAUAAUUUAGAAGAAAAAAUUAUAGAGCGAGAAGUAGAAGCCAAAACUAUGAAAGAAGUAAUUUAUGAUUUAAAUAAUAAGAUCAGAGUUCGAGAUGAAGAAAUUAACGCCAAAAAAAAUACUAUAAACAACUUAAAAGAAAAGAUUAAAGUACAAGAAGAAGUAAACGAAGCCAAGCAAGAAACAAUUAAUGAUUUAGAAGAGAAGGUUAAAGAGCGAGAAGAAACGGCAAAAGAUAAACAAGUAGCUAUUAAUUAUUUAGAAAAAAUGGUUAAAGAGCAAGAAAAAGAAACUACAACAAAGCAAGAAAUAAUCAAAGUAAUUUGUGAAUUAAAUCUAAAGAUUGAAGAUCAAGAUGAAGCCAAGCAAAAAGCUAUUAACAACUUAAAAGUAAAGAUUAGAGAAAAAGAAGAAGUAACCAAAGCCAAGCAAGAGAAAAUUCGUGAUUUAGAAGAAAAGAUUAUAGAGCGAGAAGUAGAAGCCAAAGCAGUAAUUUAUGAUUUAAAACAAAAGAUCGGUAUUCGAGAUGAAAAAAUUAACGUCAAGCAGAACACUAUAAACAACUUAAAAGAAAAGAUUAGAGUACAAGAAGAAGUAACUGAAGCCAUGCAAGAGUCAAUUAUUAAUUUAGAAGAAAUAAUUAAAGGGCACGAAAAAGAAGAUGAAACAAUAGCAAAAACUACUAAGUUUUUAGAAGAAGAGAUUAGAGAACAGGAAAAAUUAACCAAAGCCAAGCAAGAAACUAUCAAUGUUUUGAAACAAAAGGUUAAAGAGCGAGAAGAAGAAGUUAAAGCCAAGCAGAUAAAUAUUAAUUGCUUAAAGGAAAAGGUUAAAACGCGAGAAGAGGAAGCCAAAACCAAGCAAAGCACCAUUAUCGAUUUAAGAGAAAUGAUCAGGGAACGAGAUGAAGAAAUUAAGGCCAAGCAAAAAACCAUUAAUAACUUAAAAGACUAG
This is a messenger RNA of Funneliformis geosporum, 2430 nucleotides long. The record is from the annotation of a GenBank genome assembly. Lineage: Eukaryota; Fungi; Glomeromycota; Glomeromycetes; Glomerales; Glomeraceae.